UUUCGAAACGAUAUUUUUAGAGACGCGAGUCGCUGCCCGUUAGAAACGACGGUAGUCAAGUAUCGCCGUUGACCCUCGAGAAACCGAAGCCACGAAUUGCACGACUUUUCCAUUGACCAUUGUGCCUCGAGAUACACGAGCGAGCGAAUCCGACGUCCCACGGAAUCCUCCGCAGGGAAAUUUACCGAAGCUCCCGUGUACACCCCCCUCCCCAGCCGUCGCGCCUCCGCUAAGUGGACAAUUGAAACAAUGGGUGCGACCAGUAGCAGCCACUUCGCCAGAUCGCCCACUUUGACCUCCAUAAGCGAGCGCGAGGCGGAAAGCGCCCCGACAGACCGCCGGACAGACUCCCGCUCCACGAGCGAUCACGGGAGACAAAGAACGUGCGCAACCACGACGGGCGGCCACGAUGCAGCUGAGAAUGAGCCACGAUCACAGGCUCCGAGUCCCUGCGCGACCUUGAAGCCGGACGAAUUCUGGGGCCAGAGGCCAACUGCGCCGAGCCUGACGAGCAUGGUGCCGCCGAAACGCGAGACCUUGUUAACGUAUGCCACGCAAAUGACAGGUUGGCAGGCCGCCGAUGGUCACGGUCCCCCGACGUAUCAGCAGAAUAACGAAGUAAUGGAGCUGUCGCGAGUGAUUUCGCAGCUGGCCAUGGCCAAUCAUCAAUUAGCGUGCGCGCACAAUGCAACGCUGGCGCGCAUGGAGGCCUUGUACCUCGAGCUGUCGAAGGAACGGGAGCACCGGAAGCGCGCCAUUUUCGCCGGAAACUCGGCCACAUGCGACGACGUCCUCAGCAGGAGGCUGCGGGACGAGCCGGAAGAGGCGGUCGUCGAGAGGGAUGACGCGCGAAGACUCGAGCAGCGCGUCGUGAAGCUGGAGAGUCUGCUGGCGACUGGUUGGCCGCGACAGUGCGACAAGCAGCGGGAGUCACGCGAGGACGACAGAUUGCGCUCCAGAAUCGACAGACUGGAGAGCUGGACGCGAACGAGAGAUUCGACAAAGGACGACAACGACGAUGACGAGGACGAGCGCUCGCGGCGCAAGAAGUCGCGCUGCGAGCGAGAUGCGAGCGGCGAGCCGCUCAACGCUGACGAGGACCAAGGCGCGACGACGGACGAAACGGACGAAGCUCGUGGGUGCUGCGAUGUUUGUUCCGGCAACGGCGAAACGAGCGUUCCUAGAAUAGACGGAGGUAGACCGCGUUCCGCGAACGUAGAUUGGGACAAGCCGCGCAGAAGACGCGCGAGGUCGAGAGGUGAUGAAGAGCAGGACUCAAUGAGGAGCUCGGCGGCCGAGGAGGAGGUGCUCAGGUUGUCGGAGGAGAUCGAGAGGCUGAGGGUCGAGCGAUCGGAAUGCCAAGGCGCGAACGAGAGGCUGCUGGGCAGUCUGGCUGACCAGAAGAACCUGGUGGCGAAGUUGAGCGGGGAUUACGAGGAACUGAAGGCGCGAUACGCGAGCGUGGAGGCAAACUUGCACGAGCACAGGCAGCAGCACGGCGAACUGACGAAGCGUCUAGACUCCGCGAAGAGCGAGAUCGACGACUUGCGGUCGCAGAAGGGCGCCGCCGACGCGAGGAUCUCCGUUUUGGAGCGGGAUCUGCAGCAGUCGCUGCUCGAGAUGGAACGGAUGAAGAAUGCGGAGAGUCAGGAGGCCACGAGACUGCGGGCGCAGCUGACCGAGGAGAUGAUGGACAAGAAGAAGCAAAUGGAGGCUCUGGAGGAAGCUUUGCGAGAGAUUGAAAGACUGAAGGAGACCGUCAAGACUGAGAGGAGAAACGUGGAGAACGACGAGGCUGCCCAAGAAGAGGAGGUCGUUGAUAUGAUGGACUCGAUGGACGACGCGGCGGAGAGCCUAUCAGGCACGCACCGUGCGGCCAGUUUGGAGGAAUUUAAGAAGGAGCUUACCUUGAAGAGAGAAGCCAGGCAGAGGGCUAUCGCAGCGGUCUCGUCCGAGAUGGAGAGGCUCAGGCGCGAAUUGGACGCCGAGAAGGAAGCCCAUACCAAGACUUCAGGCAUGCUGGCUCUGCUGCGUUCCGCUCGCGGUGACUCGCCGAGUCUCGAAGCCGCGAGCGACGAGAAAGCGAAGUCCGCGAUGAAAAAGCGAGGAGAGCGCGAACGCUCGGACGACGAGAGCGAGAAAGCGUCGAGACGCGCGAAAGCGCGACGGCUGACCAACACCUUGAAGGUCUCCGACGAGCUGCGAAAUGACAUACGAUACCAAAUCGAGAAGGUGGACGACCUUCGCUACCACUUGGAGUCCGAUCCGGAGCGCCACCGUCAUCGCAUUCGCUGUCUGACGGAAGCGAGCAGUAGGACGCGCGAGUCCCUGAGAGCGCGCGAACGUCAGACCAACGAGCUCAAAGACCAGCUCGCUCAGCUGCUGGUUAGACUGGGCGACAGGAGCUUCCUCGACGUGACAGACGACGCGGGGGCCGAGUGCGACCGACAGUUGGAGAACAUCAACACCCUCAAGGCCCUCUACAACGAGAGACUGAGAGUUCUGAGCGAGCUGAGAGACGUCGCGGUCAAGGAGCUGACGGACUCGAAGCAGAAGCUGGAGUACUCCCUGAAGAAGUCCGAGAACUUCGAGGAGGAGCUGAAGAAGACCGAGGAGAAGGUCGACGCUCAGGCGUCGGAGAUCACGAACCUCGAGUCUCAACUGGGACUAACCAAAGCCGACUGCAGGGACCUUCAGAAUCAGAUGUCUCUCAUCAAUGGACUGUUCACCCAGAUGCUGCUCGGUGCUUCUUCCGCGGACAUGGACCUCGAUCGGUUGACCCAGCUGCUGCAGGAGAAUCACGAACUCAUCAGCGACAUAGCCAGAGAGGAGAGUACCGAGGCAGCGGCUUUGCCGAAGCUUCUUCUGGACUUGGUCGAGCAAGUCGAGGGUGGCAAGGCGUCGCAGAAGCACUCGGCCGGGGAGAACAGCGCGGAGAGCAACAGCGAGACCUUCGACCGGAAGGAAGACGAUCUGCAGGAGGAAGAUAUCGCCCACAACUUGCCGAAGGUGUGGCGGGUUUUAUUAGAGCUACUUAGCUGUCACGCGGUGACCUCUCCGAGCGUUUCCGUAGCCUCCUGCUCGGACCCGAACAGCUGUUACAAAUCCGUAGACACUCCGGCCGGCCCGACGCUGGUGAUAUCCGUCAGCAAGACGUACAUUCGCCUGAAGGAGCUGAUCCUCGAGAAGAAGCACUUGGAGAAGGAGAUGAAUCGCAUGAAGCAGCUGAACGCCCACCUAGAGAGCAAGCUGGGCGAGCAGGAGAAGAGACUGUCCAUGGUGUCGGCCGAGUUGACCAAAACGUGGAACAUCGUCGGCCGCAUGCAGGCGCAGCAUCAGCAGCUGCACACGCACGAGGAGAUACUGAGGUAUGAGCUGCAACAGAAGCGGAAGAUGCUGCAGGAGCUGAAGCAGGAGCUGGAGUAUUGCAGGGAGAAGUGGGAGUCGGCCAGGCAGAAGAACACAAAUACAGAACUGGAAUGGAGGAAUCUGCGCCGCGAGUUUGCCGCGCGGAAAGCCUUAGCUGCUCAUGACUCUUUCAACAACAGCGCUGAAAGCGGUUUCAGCGACGAGAGAGGCGAUGAUACCGACGAAGAAGAAGAGGCGGUCGAAGGAAGGAUCAGACAUGGUCCACGUAGACGAACACGAAAGGAGAGUCCCAGAGCGCCGACGCCGGACACAGAAUCCGAGCAGCCGACGGACACCGAGCUAUCCGAGUCGAAGACUGGUUCUUCGGUGACUUUGGAACAACGCACGCCCACGCCGGAGACGGAAGCGGAGCUAGACGAGAUAGAAGUCACGGAUGUCGACUCGGAAGCUGCGAACGCAGCAGAGCCCAUCGCGGGAAGCACGCAAGAGAUUUUGAAUCCUUUGGACCAGGCGCUCACGAACGUGAUCGAGAAUCUUAUCAUAAUCGACGACGAGGAAUCGAGCAAGAACGAUUCGCAGGAGGAUUCGACGGUUUCCGAAACUUCGCGCAGCGAUCUCGCGUUGGAAAACGGCUACAACCAAAGCGACGACGCGGUUGCCGAUCGCGCGACAGCCUCGAAGACGAACGUCCGCGAUAAAAAUCCACCUGCCUGGACCCCGAGCGUCGAGUCUUGGAGUUCGUUAGCAGCCCCAAAGGCACUGACGUCCACGAGUAACGACCUGUCCUCUGCCGAGCCGUCGUCUAUCGGCUCGUCGGCGAGGCGACGCGACGACGACGAUGACGACGUCGACGACGGUGAGAUAACAAAAUCAGAAAACACUUCGCCAUCACCGUCUGUCUGUCACAUACCCACCACGACCACUGUGAACACCAGCGACGCGAUGCCUGUUUUCUCCAUUGGGCCCUUUCCCGCAUCCACCGUGUCGUCCAUAAAGAGUGUGCAGUUCAGCAACCCCUUGAUCGUGGGUCCGUCUAAUCGUCUCUUUGCCCCAGUGUUCGGCGCGGCCACGGCAGAAUUGGACAAUUCGACGGCCAACUUCACCGCCGCCGCCGUGUCGAUCGAUCGAUCCGACUGCUCGAGUCAGAGCGAGGGCGACUCGACGGAGGGCAAAGAGCAGCGAGCCUGCAAGCUUACGGAGAACGUCACGGAUUCCGACAGUGUUUCCGUAGAUUCUUCAUCGAGUCUGGACACUGUUAGGGAAUUUCCUACGACUGACCGCGCUUCUGCGUCCUCCUCGUCCACCUUGCCGGUCAAGGAAGAGCCGGUCAAGGAAGACCCGUCGAGCUCGCGGCUAGAAGCUGCGGCCAUCUCGACUAAAGCUCGAAUGCCGGAGGAGGUGUUGGCGGCGCGGGCCGAUCGACUGAAGCGUCUGGAGGAGCAAGCCGAUUGGCUGGUGAAGAAAAUGAACGCUACGAGCAGACGAGGCUCCGCUCUCUGCACCAGACUGGAGGAACUUCACGACGUGUACGGUGAACCGCCGAUCCCGCCGCCCAUGCCGGACGUUUUGCCCAGCCGCAGGCUACCGUCCAGCCUGCCCGAUCUACCUCGUCAGGUUGCGGAAUCAUCAUCCGCCGGCGGAACUCAAGCCACCGAAGACAAGAACAAGGAGUCUGCGGGAGACGAGACGUCAUCGCCGAGCGCGAACGCGCCGUGACGCGCUCGCAGUUGUUCACUUGGCGAGGAUUACUAUUUUAGUCAAUGUUUCGUUUCACAGUCGGAGAAGCGGAGCUGAGAAAUGCCGCGCGCACGAGACACGUGAGGGACGCGGGUCCAUGUUCGUCUCGCGAAACGCGCGUGUCUCUUUGUUUUUCUCUCUUGCUCACGCGUUCGACGUCACUCACCGUAAUAUCGAUGCAAUUACGCGCAUCGCACGCGAUCCCGUGUAUUGUCCUUCUUUCUCAAUGUAUUCUUCGACCUUGACUUCAACGUUGGAGAACUUGUCAUUGAAGUUAAAGAAAAAAGAAGAAAGCGGGUUUCCGCGUUCUCUGUCAGCGACAUGUGCGAAACGAUCUUUUCUCAUUAUUCCUCGUGGGGAUUCAUGUGAUCAACCGUUCCUGUUUUGUACCUCAUACAUGUAAUUGAAUAAAAAGAAAUACUCGAAAGAAAGA
Messenger RNA from Harpegnathos saltator (Jerdon's jumping ant), 5539 nucleotides. Its product is annotated as myosin-2 heavy chain. The transcript has 15 exons. NCBI's taxonomy places the organism in Eukaryota, Metazoa, Arthropoda, Insecta, Hymenoptera, Formicidae. The record is from RefSeq and is a predicted model, not a curated record. The coding region runs from base 250 to 5085 and encodes 1611 amino acids.